UGAGGGCGGGCGAUGCGCGGGGCUCCGCGCGGCUCCGCGGCCGGCGGGCAGCACCAUGAACCUGGGUGAUGGACUGAAGCUCGAAACUGAAGUGCUGGAUGGAAAGCCUAGGCUAAUUUUAGCUGCUUCUGAUAAAUCAAAGCCUGCCAUGAAGAUGGGUAAUAAAGCCAGAGCACCUAAACAUGCAUUGAGAAUAAAGCACACAGGGCUCAUCUUGAGGCCAACACAAAAUGCUUGUAUCAAGCAGGAAAAUUUUACAAAACCAAGGAGUGAAUCAAGCUUAUCAAUGACAAAAGGUGAAAAACUGCAAAUUAAUAAACACUCCUCACAUGAAGCCACAGCUAAAGGUCACUCUUUGAUUUUCCAAAGAGAUAAGACAAACAGAUAUCCYGAUUCAGAGGAUCCUAAUAUUGUGAAAAAAAACAAACAGAAACCUCAAACCCCACAUGUAUCAGCUGAAGACUUCAAAAGUUUGGUGUGUUUAACACAAGAACAGCUUCAACAGAUUCUGAUGAUUGUUAAAGAAGGAAGAAGCAUCUCUGAGACUCAUAAUGAARAGCAAGAGGAAAUGGCUACUAAUGAGGCAUCAGAGGAAAAYGUUACAGUAUCACUCCAGAAAGAUUGUGAAGUGUCCCCAGUUCCAGAUGAAGCAAACUCUGAUUCAAACAGGAAACAAGAAGCGCAUCCACAGCUGGGAGAGAAAGUUAUAAAGGCUUCGUGGAAGCCUGCUGACAUGUUUAGUACCUUGGGUGAAAGAGAAGGGGAGAAAGCCUUACUGGAAUUUAAAAAGACCCAAUGGAAGAAAGAAUUAGAUGAACAGGUAGCACUGAAGAAGAAACUGAAAGAAACUUUGGAGGGAGAGGUUGGUCAUUUCUGGGCAAAACUUGGCAAUAACAAAACCCGUAAAGUGGAAACGCCUGACCCAGACCAGUCAGUGUUUGCAGCUGAUGCAGUUAAURGCACUGAGGAGAACUGUGCCUGUGCAGCUGCUUUAGCCACAGAGGCUGAUGGAGUUGCACUGAAUGUUCCAAGAGCUCCAGCUGAGCAGUCUUCAGAUUUCAGUUCUUCUGACUUCCCAGCUGGCAGUUGCACAGCAUUGGUUUUCAGGGAAGCUGUGCCACAGGAACGACCUUUUACUGCUUUGAAACAUGAGCAACAGAAGAAGUGGCUUGAAGAGUUGGACAAGCAGAAGGAAGAAGCUAGACUACGAAAAAUAGAAGAAAAACUAAAUUUCUCAAAGGCAGAAGAGCAUGACAGAUGGGCAAUGCAUUUUGAUUCUUUUAAGAGCCACCUUAAUGCUAAUGCACAACACCCUUUCAAUGGAAUGCACAGAAAGCAGCCUGAAAGUCUCUACCUGUCACCUGACCCCAAGGAUCUGACUGCUUCUGUUCACCCUUUGUCACCUGCAGCUUUAGGCAACCYCAUGCCCUUACAGAUGGGAACUGCAGAAAAAGUUGCUAAAAAUGGUGCUUUGGAACAGAGUCAAAGAGUCCGUUUUCUCCGUUCCAUGACAGCUCUGCUGGACCCUGCACAGAUUGAGGAGAGGGACAGGAGGCGGCAGAAGCAGUUGGAACAUCAGAAAGCAAUCAUGGCUCAGGUGGAAGAGAAACGAAAGAAGAAACAAUUGGAGGAAGAGCAGAGAAAAYGGGAGGAGCAACAGGAAGAGCUGCGCCUGGCACGAGAAAAAGCACAACUGCAGAAACAGUUUGAAGAAGAAAUGCUGAAACAAAAACAAAAGGAGGAACUUGCAACUCUUAAAGCCAAAGAGCUUUAUCAGACAAUGGAGAAAGCUCAGGAAUUAGCCAAGAGAUCAAAACAAGAACAGCACAUUCCAGACUUGGCUCAGAAGGCCCAUGACAUUUCCAAACUUCAGAACAAUCUUGGUGGUGGUGAUACACAGUUUGAAAAUGGUAAUUCUGGCAUUUCAGCACAAAGUAAUCAUUUCCAYGAUGGUGCUAAGAGCCCCCCUGAGCUGCAGACCUCUCCUCGGAAGGACACAGCGGUGCAGACAGAUUACUUUGCAUACCCUGAGUCAGCUGUGGAAAGAACUGUGUGUUGUGAAUCACCUGAUAUUUCCAUAGAAUACAAAGAAACAUCUAACAGCAAAAAAUACCAGAAGGAAAUGCAGUAUAUGGAUAAAAAYAAACUUYCAGGAAAAGAGACUGCGGCCAUUUACACUGAUCUGUAUGAGCAAUAUGCAAGAAAAGAAAGACAAAUUAAAUCUUYAGAAAAAUACAGCAAAAGACCUGACUGGAACAUAAACAAGCCUGGGAAGAGAUACAUUCCAGCCUCGGAGAGGUACCCUAAACCACUACAAAAGCAAAGAGAAGARAACAAAGUGCGCCGACAAAUGGAGCUGCUGCAGCUGGUGGAAAGGAACAGCCCCGGGCAGCUCAGUGCAAGAAGGGGGGGACACUCAGCCAGGUCUCUGUCACCUCGGGAAGAAACUGCUGUGAAGAAUAAGGGCCACAGGGGCAGAAAGGAAGAACAAUUUCAUAAGAACCACUUGAAUGAAGAAAGAUCUGAAUCGCCACCCGUUCCAGCAGUUAGGAACAGACUACUACAAGUCCAACAAAGACAGAUCCAGGCUUCUAAUUUCCUGGUGCAUAACCCCCUCAGUAGAAGAGAGAAAACCACCAAGGCAGCUGCCCAGCAGAGGAGCUCCCCUGCUCCCGUGGUGGAGGCUGCGAGGCCGCCCUCGGCGCAGUUCGUUCCCUACGUUCGGACACACGAGGUUUAUUACCUUGAUCCAGAGGCACCACUGAGCAGACCUUCAACACAUGAGCCCCAGCAUCGACCCUGCAAUGAUUCUUACCAAAUGACACGACAGAUUUUUAGCUCAGAUCACGUUAGAGAUCAUCUACUAAAUCCUGAUGUAGUUACAAUCAGAGAGAGACAACAAGAAAUUCUCAAAGGAUUGUCAAAACUACGACAGGGCCUCCUGCAGAAGCAGAAGGAGUUGGAGAACACUCUGAUUCCCAUUGUAGCUCAAGAGACCUUCAUUCCACCCUUUUAAGAGGUACAUGUGAAUGUUCUGAAUUCUUAAAAUGGAAAUGCACAGCACUUUGCUACUCUCAUUAAUUAUGAACCCUCUCUAGCUUUUUUAUGAAAAUUAAAUUAUGAGAAUUUUGAUAAGACUACAGGGUCAUGUUACUUUUUAUACUGAAGAUWCAUUAAACUAAUGAUGGUUUGUCUGUUUUGAAUUGUUUUCAUGCUACCUGAAGAYCUGUCAAUUUAAUAUAAACCACCAAAAACAUGGAAGAAAACUGUUACAUGGAUUUUAUAGAACUCAGUGUAUAAAUUUUCAUAAAUAAAAAGAUGUAUUCUGAAUGGCUUGUUUUUAACUACAUAAACUGCUUGUAUUUAAAAUUKCAGCCCCCUUUUAGGCUUACACAGUGAAUAUUAAACUCAAGGACUCUGAGAUUUUAAGACCACARUUCAUCACACAAUCUGGUACAAUUCAUGGAUACAAGGGAGGUAUUUUUUGGGAGGGAAAAGAUUAUUUUCCAUGUUUGGGGGGAAGGAUAACAAAUGCUACACUAGUCUGGUACUAGUUCUUCAUUUGAAUAAAUCAAUCCACUGUUCAYAGAGGGAAAGAACCAACUUUAGGCAAGUCUGUUUUGUUUUUUAAAAGCUGCCCCUUUUAACUAAUAAUUUUUUCCCAACUAAUUCUAUGAAUUUAGAGUUCCAUAGUUUCAAAUGAUUGCCCAGAACCAAACAGCACAUCCCACAGAAAUGCACUAAAAUCAAAUUACAAAYAGGAAAACCCCAAACACAAGACUCUGACACCCUGAAGUUGAGCACUACAAGUUGUCUGUAGCAAAACCAGCAGUGAAACAACAAGGUUUGCCUGGACACCCCACAACUGCUCACUGGAGCUGCUGCUUUCCUGAAGAUUGAGGCAGAGGAUGGUGAAAUGUAAGAGAAUCGCUGGGGAGGAAAGAUCGAUAACUCACUGGAGUGAAAUUAAAAAGACAAGAUUAAAGAACAGAUAAAACUGUACUUACUCAAGUGCUAAAAWCAAAACCAAAAAAAGCCUGAAAGCCCUAGGAAUCAUUAAGUUGAAGUGGGAGAGGAUUGAGGUUUUUCUAAUGCAAAUUGAACUCCCACAGUCAUUAAACCCAGGUUUGUCCUUCUCUCAUGAGAGUAAUUACCAAGGCCAGAUAAAAGCUGURAGGACAC
This is a messenger RNA of Malurus melanocephalus (red-backed fairy wren), 4182 nucleotides long. RefSeq names its product coiled-coil domain containing 66 (gene CCDC66). The transcript is spliced from 19 exons. Gene Ontology annotation, cellular component: cilium; microtubule. Gene Ontology annotation, molecular function: microtubule binding. Gene Ontology annotation, biological process: cilium assembly. The record is from RefSeq and is a predicted model, not a curated record. Bases 56 to 3016 code for a protein of 986 amino acids. NCBI's taxonomy places the organism in Eukaryota, Metazoa, Chordata, Aves, Passeriformes, Maluridae.